Messenger RNA from Glossina fuscipes, 1060 nucleotides. RefSeq lists its product as uncharacterized. Lineage: Eukaryota; Metazoa; Arthropoda; Insecta; Diptera; Glossinidae. The annotation marks the transcript as partial. The transcript is spliced from 3 exons. The record is from RefSeq and is a predicted model, not a curated record.
UUAUAUAUAAUUGUUUUGUUCUUUUUAAUCGUAACCUUCACCUGUAAGGAUAGCCAAGCGGGACGAACGAGUGGAAGAACAAGUGGAUAUAAUUCUCGGCGUCACUACUAUGGUUCUCAAGCACCACAACAGCCUCCAACUCAAACACCAGCCCUAACGCCAAAAGAGUAUUUGGACAAAAAGUCUGGGUUUUCUACAUUUGGUAUUAUUUCCAUAAUCUUUGUUAUCAUCAUGGGUUGUUUAGCUUUUUAUUACGGCAUCAUGUGUUAUCCAGUAUUAUGUCGCGAUGAAAAAAAAUAUCGCUUUAUGGAUGUUAGUUCCACCAUAACGGCGGAUACAGCACGAUCUAUACAAUCAAUAGAUCAAUAUCCCGAUGAUCAAAAAAAUAUGGAACAGAAAAACAAUUUUUAAGUAAGACUUGAUAUAUUAUAUAUUUUUACACGAAAACCUCAUUUAGGUUUAUUCCAAUGCAAUGCAAUUUAAACCUUUAAAGAGGUUUCAUAAUACUAAGCAAACGUUUAAUACUCAUUCCUUACUAUUGUUUUUCUUCUUCGUUACGUGGAUUUCAUUUUAAAUGCUAUUUAAUCUUUUGCCCUUUUUCUGUCAUAGUGUAAAUCACUUCAUUCACCUUUGCAUUUGUUUGUAAAUUAGUUUGCUAAACAUGUGCUUGCGUUUAUAAGUAUGCGUUGGUUCAGUUUUCUGCAAUUUUUGUUUUUGUUGUUCCUACAUUAUUUUCCAUUCUUAUUAUCAUACGUUAUUGUCGGGCUUGCUUUAAUUUUUUAUGCGUGUGAGUUCAAUUCAAUUUCCUCUUCAAUUUAAAUCAGAAAUUCUUGUAUCUUUGUGCAUAGGCCUUUAAGCAAAGCGAAGAAGAAGAACAUGAUAAACAAAACCAGACUAGCAUAAUUAUUAUUAUUUUUUCUUUUUUACCUGAAAUACAUCAUUAUCGAAUAUCCGCUAGAAGGCAGAAAAAUAUGGAAAAUUUUUUAAGAGAUUUUAAUCUGCAUUUUAAUUUUUAAGACAAUACAACGUGCGUUUUUAAGAUAUUUUUUCACCGUAACUA